AAUCCCCCCCCAAUAAAACCCAUCCCCCCCUUCCCAGCCUUCUUCAACUCCCUAUUUAAAAACAAAACUCAAUUAAGUCAGGGGGGGAGGAAAAUAAAAAUAAAAGAACAAUGGCUACCGCUACGAAAGAAGAUUACCGAGAAGAAGACGAUCAUCGAGGAUCAUCAAUUAGGAGAUGCGAUCAAGAUCAGGAAGACAAAGAGACGAAGGAGAAGAUAAUUGACAUUGACGACGAAGAGGACGAACCUAGGGCCGGAAGGAGGAGCAAUGGCAGCAGGCGGUUGAGGAAUCAGCGGCCCCUUGGCUCUUACACCGAUGAGGGCCUGGGAGAUGAGAAGAUGACGAAGAAGGAGAAGAGGACUUUUAUGGUCUCGCUUAUGUGUCAUCAAUGCCAAAGGAACGACAAGGGAAGAGUGGUUUCGUGCUCUAAAUGCAAGAGGAAACGCUUCUGCAUUCCUUGCAUCACUCGAUGGUAUCCUCAAUUGUCAGAGGCUGAAAUUGCCAUAAAGUGUCCAGUCUGCCGUAAUUAUUGCAACUGUAAGCGUUGCCUUCGGAUUCCUGGAAUUUUCAAGUAUGAGGAAAAGACGAUCAGCGAACGUGAGAAAUUUAAGCAUUAUUGUUAUAUUUUGGAAAAGCUGCUUCCUUGGUUGAAAGAUUUUCAUGAGGACCAAAUGGCUGAGAAGGAUUUGGAGGCAAAGAUCCAAGGAAUUGAUCCUACAAAGCUUGUGGUGAAGAAAGCUCAAUGUGGCCUUGAUGAACGCGCAUACUGUGACAACUGCAGAACAUCGAUUGUUGAUUUUCACAGAAGCUGUCCUUGUUGUUCAUAUGAUUUAUGUCUUUAUUGCUGCCGCCAAGUUCGUCAAGGUGUCGUUCCUGGUGGUUAUGGCAAGCCACUGCCACAAUUUAUAUUUCGGGGAACAAAAUAUUUCCAUGGGGGCCCUCCGCAGAUAUCAUCUCCAAUUAAGCCCGAUGAGCCUGAAGCUCCUCACGAAGCAACACGAGAAUGGAAAGCUGAUAGUGAUGGAAGCAUCCAUUGUCCAACGGGUGGUUGUGGUAGUGCCACUUUGGAGCUGAGGUGCAUGUUCGAGGAUGGACAGAUUUACAAGUUGUUGAAAACGACAAGUGCUAUUGUGGGAAGCCAUGAUUUUGCAAAACCGCCUGAUGCUUCUAGUAGUUGCUCUUGUUUCUCUUUGCCUCCCCAUGUCGAUUCUGGUUCAAGUAUGCUACGAAAGGCUGCCCACAGAGUGCAUUCUGAUGAUAAUUAUUUGUACUGUCCAAUUGCUAGAGAUGUUAAACAAGGAGAACUACAGCACUUUCAGGAACAUUGGACAAAGGGGGAGCCUGUCAUAGUUCGUAACGUGCUUGAAUUCACCACUGGCUUGAGCUGGGAACCGAUGGUCAUGUGGCGUGCAUUACGAGAGAAGAAGACUAGAGCCCAAGUUGAAAACUUUGAUGUAAAUGCAGUAAACUGCUUACACUGGUGUGAGGUUGAGAUUAACAUCCAUCAGUUUUUCACAAGAUAUGCUGAAGGUAGUCCUGGUGAUGAGUGGCCUGUAAUGCUUAAACUAAAAGACUGGCCCUCAUCUACUAACUUCGAGGAGCGAUUGGCACGGCAUGGUGCUGAGUUUAAUGCUGCAUUACCAUUUAAAGAAUAUACAGAUCCUAGGUCAGGCAUUCUUAAUCUCGCAGUCAAGUUACCUAAGCGUGUGAUAAAGCCUGACUUGGGUCCAAAAUCUUACAUUGCUUAUGGGUUUUCUGAAGAGCUAGGCAGAGGGGAUUCCGUCACCAAGCUCCAUUGCGACAUGGCCGAUGCGGUGAACAUCUUGAUGCAUACUGCAGAAGUAACACCUUCUGCGCAACAGCUUGCCUAUAUUGAAAAACUAAAAAAGAAACAUAGGGAUCAAGAUAUUAGAGAGCAGUGCAGUGUAUGGAAGGAAGUUUUACAUAGCAAGUCACAGGUUGUCACCGGAUUAAAUGGUGGAAUUGGAGCUGAAGAGGGGCCUACUGAGGCUGUUGUCAAGGUUGAAGCAGACAGUCUUGCAAUUUCUAAUUGUGAAAUUCAAGGAAAUUUUUGUUCUGUUGCUACUGCUACAGCUGACUCAAAUACUCAGUAUUCUUGUGAACAAAGCAGUGAAGACCCUACACUAAAUAAGAAAGCUGGAGAAAAGAGGAAGAAAUCUGGAGAAGGGGGAAAAACUGGAGAAAAGAGGUUGAAAGAUGAAGGAAGCAGCGAGAGUACACAUCAGUCCCCUGUCACUAAUGGUCAGACUAAGGAAAACCACUCUGAAGGAGGUGCUUUAUGGGACAUUUUCCGCAGGGAAGAUGUUCCAAAACUUGAAGAGUACCUUAAAAAGCAUUGUAGAGAAUUCAGAGAUGUGUAUUGCUCUCCAGUAGAGGAGGUGGCUCAUCCUAUUCAUGACCAAUCUUUCUAUUUAAGUUCAGAACACAAAAGAAAGCUCAAAGAAGAAUAUGGAGUUGAACCAUGGACAUUUGAGCAGAAGAUUGGUGAAGCAGUAUUUAUCCCAGCUGGAUGUCCGCAUCAAGUUAGAAAUCUGAAGUCUUGUAUAAAGGUUGCCCUUGACUUUGUCUCCCCGGAAAAUAUCACGGAGUGUGAGAGGCUGACAAAAGAAUUUCGAGAACUUCCUCAUGAGCACAAGGCUAAAGAAGACAAACUUGAGGUGAAGAAAAUCGCUCUACAUGCACUUAUGACAGUAGUUAAGUGUUUGGAAGAAUACAAGUCCGAAACAAAGGCUAAAACUGACGUUAAAGAUGAAUCCCCGGUGAAAAAAACCCGAAAUGGAAAGAGAGGAAGAUCUAAAAAAAGGGCUCGUUCGCAGUGGUCCAGCUGAUGAGGGCUCGUUCGCAGUGGUCCAGCUGAUGUAUCUCACACCUAAAUUAUCAUGCAACUGAUGCAAAUGCUUAGAUUAUGCUCUCGCUACUAAGAACGUUUUGUCCAAUUUCAUUCUUAGAAGAGGGCUUGCUGUACAAAGUUGUGGAAGUGAUAACCGGCUAGUAACAUUUAAGUUUUGUUUUAUUUUGCACUGACAUCUUUGGAUGAAAUUUCCUGUUGGCAUACUAAUCUUGAAAAGGUACCAAACAGAUUGAUGUGAUAUAAUGUCGCCUCUUUAUAGGUUGCAAUGUAUUCUGGGUGCCUGUUUUGUGAGUAUUACUUACGGGGAUAUGUUUUAACACUGCUGCAUAAUUAAGUUGCUCGUGUUGCAAGUGAA
Molecule: messenger RNA, 3227 nt
Organism: Asparagus officinalis (garden asparagus)
Lineage: Eukaryota; Viridiplantae; Streptophyta; Magnoliopsida; Asparagales; Asparagaceae
Product: lysine-specific demethylase JMJ25-like
Exons: 14
Coding region: 111-2849 (912 amino acids)
Biological process (GO): regulation of transcription by RNA polymerase II
Cellular component (GO): chromatin; histone deacetylase complex
Molecular function (GO): histone H3K9 demethylase activity; chromatin DNA binding; transcription coregulator activity
Source: RefSeq, a predicted model, not a curated record